AUGAGGGAACGACUCCAUCGAUGGCGAGAGAUCGCGGAACGCAAUAAUGUGCCCUUUUUCGCCUUUACCGUCCUGAGAGAACCAGUGUCGUUCGCCCUGAGCUUUUUCAACUUCUUUCACGGCAUGGAUCAUGGAGACGAGCACUUUGAAUACUACGAUACAGCCAAUGAAUUUGACCUUUUGAAUCACGCAGUGGUUAAUCCACAGUGCGGCUUCUUGGUACAAGGAGAUGUGAUCUUUCACAACAAGAUGGCGCAGCAAACUGUUGUGCUGCCUCUUUGCAAGGCUGCUUACGAAACUCUCUGGGAGGAAAUGGACUGGAUUGGUACAACAGCCGCACUUAGCAACGAAACUUUUCCCUUGCUUAGGUCAAUUGUGAAAUCGAGUCGAACCAAUGGCGACGCAAACCAUUUGCUUGCACAAAACAUUCGACACCGAAACAAGUCACCGGAUAAGGUGACCAGAUCGGAUCUUGGUCCAAGAAGUAUAGAUCAGAUUCGAAUGAUGACACGAUGGGAUCAGACAAUGUACUACAAUGCACAACGAGACUUUCCUUUUGACAAAAUGCAACUUGUGGAAGACCAGAAGACACCAAAGAGAUCGUCGGAUAGACGUCGUCCUCUGUAA
Messenger RNA from Seminavis robusta, 627 nucleotides. The record is from the annotation of a GenBank genome assembly. NCBI's taxonomy places the organism in Eukaryota, Bacillariophyta, Bacillariophyceae, Naviculales, Naviculaceae.